GCUCCUGCAUUCAAGUAGUGAACAGCUUCUUGCAACAUGGCGAAUAUUGUGCAGAUUAUUACUAAAUUCAAAGGUGUGCAUCUACUUCAAAGUCGAUUUUCGGUAGUAGCGAAAACAGUUAAUCCGGUUCUGUAUUUCAUGAGCGGUGCAGCAAGAACAACGGAGUCAAUACCGGCAACCAAGAAGGAAAAAGUUAACAAAGCCAUGAAAGCAUACCUGGAGCGUACCAAAGCACAUGACGAAUUCAUGAAGAUUCAAAACUUGGAAUUCAAGUUAGGCAAGCGUCACUUGGCGAAUAUGAUGGGAGAAAAUCCGGAAACAUUCACUCAAGCUGAUAUUGAUAGAGCUAUACAAUAUAUUUUCCCAUCGGGGUUAUACGAUAAAAAAGCACGACCCAUGAUGAAACCACCAGAAGAAGUAAUUCCGCAGCGAAAAGCAGCAGAAUUCGAUGAAACCGGCAGACCAUUCCACAGUAUAUUUUACACGGGAAAACCGAAUUACUACAAAUUACUUCACGAUGUAGUCGGCAAUAUCAACAAUCUUAAUGCUUUUGAGGACCGCAUGAUAAAAAAACAACUCAUCCCGGACCCUACACAACAAAUUGAUACAUCUGGUUCAGAAUGGCUGUCAAAGGAUGCCCUUGAAAAAGUUUUGCUCGAAGAUGUUUCUGAUACUGAGUAUGAUAACUUUGUAAGCGUAUUGACGCGAUUAAUUCUGCAUCCAUACUCGUACAGGGAGAAAACGUUCAUUGAUCGCUACCGAAAACCGUUACUGAUGAAAACGGAUGCCGACCAAAUACCAAAACCACAGUUUGAUACAAAUGGAAAACAAAGCAUCACAGUUUAUGAAUGUCUAAGAAAGUCAGUGCGAGGAGAUGUAACUAUUGUAGCACCUGGAACAGGCAAAAUAACAAUCAACGGGCAAGAUAUAACGUACUUCCGAGAGAUACAACCCAGGGAACAGGUACUGUUUCCCUUCAUUUUCUGCAAUAUGGUCAGUAAAGUAGACGUAGUAGCAAAUGUAGAAGGUGGAGGUUUUUCGGGUCAAGCUGGGGCAAUUCGAUGGGGCAUUUCAAUGGGCCUGCGUAGUUUCGUCGAUGCUGAUACAGUUGAUAAAAUGAGAAUGGCUGGUCUUUUGCAACGCGAUUAUCGUCAAAGGGAACGUAAGAAGCCUGGUCAGGCAGGAGCCAGAAGGAAGUACACAUGGAAGAAACGUUAAAUGCAGUUUGUUCAGUGUGAAGCAAAUAUUAAAAGAAUAUAAUAAUUG
This is a messenger RNA of Ochlerotatus camptorhynchus, 1266 nucleotides long. RefSeq names its product mitochondrial ribosomal protein S9 (gene mRpS9). The record is from RefSeq and is a predicted model, not a curated record. Bases 37 to 1218 code for a protein of 393 amino acids. The transcript is spliced from 8 exons. Gene Ontology annotation, cellular component: mitochondrial small ribosomal subunit; ribosome. Lineage: Eukaryota; Metazoa; Arthropoda; Insecta; Diptera; Culicidae. Gene Ontology annotation, biological process: translation. Gene Ontology annotation, molecular function: structural constituent of ribosome; RNA binding.